ACUCACUGGGAGUUAUCAGCAGUAGAGAGAGAGAGAGGGAGUGAUUGAGAGAGACAGAGAGAGGAAGAAAAUUCUCUUCCUUAGAGAACAAUCCAUGGGAAAACUUGUGGCAGUAGAAAAGCAAGCAGAAAAAAGGUUUGUUUGGGGGGGUUGUUUUAUUUUUUAUUUUGUUUUGUUUUGAGUAGACAAACUGGAAAUAGCAAGAGCACCCGCGCGGCAAUCCUGAAAUCGUUCAACCCUUUCUCAGCAGCCGACCUUCGAACGAGAAGGGAAAAGGACCGACGGACACCUCCGUUUGGAAUUCCCUAGCCAAGCAACCAUCCAGCACUGUAGCUCUCCUCAGCUAUCUCCCCACUUCAGCUUCAGAACUCUUUACUCUUUCCGCGCCUGGAUUCAGCGCUCAACAGUUGCGGGCAAGUCUAUCCCGAGAAGCCCCCAAGGGGCCAGUCUUGUAGCUUGACCAGUCACUUUGUGGUACUUGGUGGGCUGCUGCGCUGAGAAAGUCCGGGUUGGGAGGGGAGCCCCAGAGGCAGCGCAAGAAUUAAAUCGGACUUCCUCCAAUCCUAGUCGUUAGGUCAUGUCCCGAACUGGAUAAACACCACUGUCAACAUGAAGGAGGCUGUCUCUUGGGGGUCCAGCCUCCUGGGCCUGUUCCCGGACCUUCUGGAUCUGGGAAACGCAAGUGGCAACGCUUCACUAACGAUGAGGGACCUGCUUCGGAGUCUGGAGUUGGAGAGAUCAGACGGCAUAGCAGGGCAGUUCCCGAGCUCAGGAAUCCGCGGGAGCACUGGCACUGACGGCCCAGCUGGAACGGUGGUGAGGAUUCUCCUCAGUGUGGUGUAUUCAGUGGUGUGUGCCUUGGGGUUGGUGGGCAACCUCCUGGUCCUGUACCUGAUGAAAAGCAAGCAGGGCUGGCGUAAGUCCUCCAUAAACCUCUUUGUCACCAGCCUGGCCUUGACCGACUUCCAGUUCGUGCUCACCUUGCCCUUCUGGGCCGUAGAGAACGCCUUAGACUUCACCUGGCCCUUCGGCAAGGCCAUGUGCAAGAUUAUCGCUACUGUGACAGCCAUGAACAUGUACGCUAGUGUCUUCUUCCUCACGGCCAUGAGCGUAGCGCGCUACCACUCUGUGGCCUCUGCUCUCAAGAGCCGCCGGCCCCUAGGACUGGGUCGGGGCGGUGGCUGGAAGCGAGUCCUCCGGGUGGGCAGAGGCGGAGGCUGUUGCUUUUCAGCCAAGGCUCUUUGCGUGUUGAUCUGGGUGUUGGCAGUGCUGGCCUCUUUGCCCCAUGCCAUCUUCUCCACCACUGCCACGGUGAUGGAUGAGGAACUCUGCUUGGUACGUUUCCCUGACAAGCCGCGGGUCGGGGACUCUCAGUUCUGGCUAGGGUUGUACCACACACAGAAGGUGCUGCUGGGCUUCGUGCUUCCGCUAGGGGUGAUCAGCCUCUGCUACCUGCUACUGGUACGCUUCAUCUCUGAACGUCCCGUCCGGGGAGGUGGAGGCGCGGGCUUUGCGUCUGGUACUGCCAGCGCUUCUGGAGAAGGACCCAGCAGCGCGGCGGGAGCCAGUGCCAGGAGGCGUUCUAAGGUCACCAAGUCAGUAACUAUCGUCGUACUGUCGUUCUUCUUGUGUUGGCUGCCCAACCAGGCUCUGACUACCUGGGGUAUCCUCAUCAAGCUGAACGUGGUGCAUUUCAGCCACGAGUACUUCCUGAGCCAGGUGUACGUGUUCCCAGUGAGCGUGUGCCUGGCCCACUCUAACAGCUGCCUCAACCCCAUCCUCUACUGUCUCAUGCGCCGGGAGUUUCGCAAAGCACUUAAGAGCCUGCUCUGGCGCAUCGCCUCACCCUCGCUCACUAGCAUGCGCCCCUUCACUGCUACUACUAAGCCUGAGCCUGAGGAACAGGCUCUGCAGACCCUGGCUCCCCUGCAUGCUUCGGUGGAGCCCGACCUCAUCUACUGUCCCCCCGGAGUCGUCGUCUACAAUGGAGGUCGCUAUGACCUGCUACCCACUAGCUCAGGGGAGCAACGCUACUGAAGGAGGAGGAAAGUAAAGUGGGGAGUCCGAGGUGUGGAGUGGAGUAGGUGAUUUUGAGGGGGGGAAGAGAAUGU
Molecule: messenger RNA, 2111 nt
Organism: Dromiciops gliroides (monito del monte)
Lineage: Eukaryota; Metazoa; Chordata; Mammalia; Microbiotheria; Microbiotheriidae
Gene: RXFP3
Product: relaxin family peptide receptor 3
Exons: 1
Coding region: 610-2037 (475 amino acids)
Biological process (GO): immune response; G protein-coupled receptor signaling pathway
Cellular component (GO): membrane
Molecular function (GO): G protein-coupled receptor activity
Source: RefSeq, a predicted model, not a curated record